Molecule: messenger RNA, 225 nt
Organism: Necator americanus (New World hookworm)
Lineage: Eukaryota; Metazoa; Nematoda; Chromadorea; Rhabditida; Ancylostomatidae
Exons: 4
Coding region: 1-225 (74 amino acids)
Source: RefSeq, a predicted model, not a curated record
AUGUUGAUUGACGUUGUCCGUGGUCAAAACAGGAAACCGAAUGUUCUCGAACCCAAAGCAGUCAUAUCGACGUCCAUACCGUUGUGGUGCGGUGUUCGACGGUUCCUUUUUCCCGCUCCAACGUCAAUAAUCCUGAACGUCUGGAAGCAGCCUCAAAGCGCCAGAGGUGCAACGUCGAGUUUUCUGUUCAAGCAGUCUAGCACUUCAUACCUUAACUACGAAUAG